Molecule: messenger RNA, 3477 nt
Organism: Aspergillus uvarum CBS 121591
Lineage: Eukaryota; Fungi; Ascomycota; Eurotiomycetes; Eurotiales; Aspergillaceae
Product: Pex16-domain-containing protein
Exons: 5
Coding region: 1-3477 (1158 amino acids)
Biological process (GO): DNA repair; peroxisome organization
Cellular component (GO): peroxisomal membrane
Source: RefSeq, a predicted model, not a curated record
AUGGACGCCAUUAGGACGCUUCGAUCUUCUCUCACUCGAGCACUAGAGAACAGCUUCGAUGAGGCUAUCAGGAAUGUGAAAGCCGAGAUUUCCUACCGCGAUGCGAAUGCACAUACAGCUGAACAGAGGGCUACGAAUGCCGAGAAAGAACGGAGUAGGGCUUUGGAAGAGUUGGACUCGCUGAAAGAUGCCAUCACUCUCCUACGUGAAGAGCUACGCCUUACCGACUUUGGGUCCGAAGACGAUAAAGUUUCUACGAAGAAGUUUCGUGACUUUGAAGCAGCAUAUGCCCCAAACCAGGUCUUACAACACUUCAGCCAUGCCUUCGGUGGUGAUGUCUCUGGUAUCAAUCCGUACGAGAUCAAAGCCGUUACUGAAGCAUAUACGGCCCUAUAUGGGGAGGCUCAGGAGCUUGUUAUGGCCUCGUGCGAGCUCAGAAAACAAGUCAAAAGAUACAAGGGAAAGUUAAAGUUCUGGCAAAAGUGUCUCGAGCUUGAUAAAUUCACUUUGGUGCUCGAAGGCACAGCAAUUGAGUUCAGAUGUACUGGAAAGGUCUCUAUUGAUACCCAGAGAAAGUCGCGGGCCACAAACCCAACCAUUUCUGUUCCCGUGUCGGGCUUAAAUGAUCAUGACAUUGCGGAUGAAGCCGCGAUCUCCCCACCGGAGACCUUGAGAACGAACCAUCCUGAUAAUAGUGGUGCAGGGCAUUGGGACGCGAAGAACAGAGACCAGAGCAAAUGCAACGGCUCGAUUCGAUUGUCACCAGCGCAAUCAACACUAACACAGUCGGGUUUGUCCGAAAAUGAGAACGUUAUUCCAACUGCCCAAGUUUCUAUGUCGGGGAUGAAAGCACCAGAGUCCGAGUCUAUAAUAUCGCAAAAUGUCCCUAAAGCCUUCAUGAACCGGUAUUCAACCUUGACCACAGGUGUAAGAAACGCGGCAUUGGAUUCUACUUUGGUCAAAGAUGAAGAUCUGUCUCCAGAACCGUCGCCCAAACUAUCAUCUGCGGUAAGGACUAUGGGUACCCAAGAUCUAGACGAAGUGGGUAGUACUGUCGAAACCCCCAGAAAGAGGAGGAAAGUUCGAGAUAGUGAAGUACGAGGCGAUCUCCUGAGAACAACUACCCCAGCAAUCAGUGAAGUUAGUCGAGAUGCACGUCCACCUCCGCCACUAUCUCUCUCCUCCCCAAAACAACCUGUUAUGCUGAAGUCCAGCAAUGCCAACCCUGGAGGUGGAAGAUGUGCUCGGUCGCCAGAGAAACCUCAAGAAGGAGCUCAAAGGUCACCCGCAUAUGCCCACAUAUCUUCAAUCCUUGAAGACGGCGAUGAAAACUUCUCGAGUCUACCUUCAAGGAAGUUGCACAGAGCAUUAGAGGCAGGAGCUUCAGGUCUCACCCCAGGUUUUGGCAGCGAAGCUACCACUGAUCAGCGUCUGCAGGGUCUGCUCGAGGGGCAGUCACCUGCCAAGUUGGAGUUGCAAUCACUGCUAAGGAACUCGGGCGUUUCAGACAGGGCCCUCAAGCGUCCUUUCGCAAUAAUGGAAGAAACACCCACACUAAAUUACAAUCCCGAUGGGUUUGACAUAGCAGAAAUGCCGCAAAUAGCCCCGAACAAUGGAGCUUCGAGAACCGAAUCCGUCAAUAAUUCCCUGUUGUCUACAAGGGACACUGCAGUCCACCCCGCAGGAGGUUCUAUAAGAGCACGGCCGGUUCAACAUCUUGACCUCAAAGACUUCAGAAUCAACCCCGACUUCAAUCAAGGUUAUGACUAUGCAUUUCACCGUGUGGUUCACAAGAAGACUGAAGGGAAAUGUGUCAAGGGAUGCACCCGUUACGAUUGCUGUGGGAAGAAAUUUCUAGGUUUGGCACGAAUGAGUGGCCUUCCAGCAGAUGCAACAUGCUCCGUUCAGCUGCGCGAAAUGAAUGACCGGAAAAUCCUUGAAGAAUUUGUUGGCGACAAAGAACAUCUGUCCAGUGAAUUGAGUGUGGAGGACCGGAAUCAUCUCUUACAAGAAGCAAAGGCCAGGCUGAUAGCUAAUGAAUUUGGGAAACACAAGCAGCAGCAUCAACGUGCCGGGUCUCCACCCGGGUUUUGGCGUACUGAUAUGCCUAGCACCCAAGAAUUGGAACGCGACCACCAGGAAGCCAGGAGGCUCGAGAAGGACCUGGUGAAGGACAGGUAUAGAGAAGCAAUGCGGCCGGGAGGUCUUUGGAAAUUUGCAGAUGACACUCCAGCCGAGCCUGGCUGCACCCCAAAACGGCCUGCUUCCGUUCGCCGCUCUGAACCUUUAGCGACAUCAUUUGUACUAUUGAUUCUCCCCUUUGUGGAGAUGGACGCUACAUGCGAGACUGAGAGUGCCGCCUCUGCUGCCCUGCUACGACCUUCAAGAUGGUUGCUGUUGUACGAAGAAUUUGUAACCAAGAACGCUAGCUCCGUAAGCCAGAUAGAGUCGGCGCUGAGAUCCUUAACAUAUAUCAUUCCAGGGCGAUACCGAGACUCGGAAAUAAGUUCAGAGUGUGUACAUUCGGGAGUCCAGCUACUGUCCCUUUAUCACGAUGCUCUUGUUUCUCGAGUUGUUUCCAGAUUAUCGCCGACUAUCCCGCGGCCGAUACCGACUCCUCACACGCGAUAUACUAAAUAUUGGACGUCUCGCUCUUCGCUCUAUCAUAAAGUUGCACUCGCAUUACAGAUGGUCCAGUACACAGAACUGCUCUGGGAGAUGAUUGCCCGUCGACGUGGGGAGAAGAUCCGUUGGCGCGUCGUCAUCUUCAUUGAAGCCAUCAAGGCGGUCUGUCGUCUAUUACUUCUUCGUCUUACAAAGUCCAGGCCAUUGGUGACCCCCCCGCUGCCUGAGAGAGACAUUGAUCCCAGAUCGCUAGACAAAGUGGACGGCGAUUGGAAUGGGAUGCAAACGCCCGUUAGCGAACGACCGUCAGAUUUGAGCUGGACAAUGCCUCGGACGGGCUUAUCUCUCCCGUCGCUGCCAGAAGUAAAUGAUGUCUCCCACUUCCUGAUAUCCAAGGUCCUCACCGCCGACGAUAUUAAAACCCCUAAGGCUCUAUUGCAUCGCGUUACUGGCCAAGGACAACUAGCUGAAGUUUUAUACAUCCUUCGGCCAGUGGUCUACGCGCUAGCGUUGCAAAAAUACAGCGAAAGCAGGCAUAGCUGGAGACCUUGGUUGGUUGGAUUUGGCCUAGAAUAUGUGUGCCGACAGCUUGCUAAGUCUGACUUUCGAGAAAGAGUUGCCGGCGGCCUUCGAGGACUGACUGGACUUGAACGUGAAGAACUCAGAAAAAGAGGCUGGGCGAUGGGUUGGUGGGCCAUGCGGGGGGCUUUCUAUACGAAUUUGACCAGACCUUGGCUACGGAGUUUGACUGGGAAGAUGAAGGGCAAGCCCCUGCUUGACCUGGUGGGCAGCGUCAUUGACGACUACGAAUACUUAUGGGAUAAUUACUAUUUCUCAAGUGCGACGUUAUGA